Dissoconium aciculare CBS 342.82 is the source of this 616-nucleotide messenger RNA. RefSeq lists its product as uncharacterized. The coding region runs from base 104 to 457 and encodes 117 amino acids. The record is from RefSeq and is a predicted model, not a curated record. The transcript has a single exon. NCBI's taxonomy places the organism in Eukaryota, Fungi, Ascomycota, Dothideomycetes, Mycosphaerellales, Dissoconiaceae.
CAUCAUUAUCGCCCAGCAUCCCCUUGUCUCAUAGUAAAUUUCCUCCUUCGUCUCUGCUGUCCGGUCCGGAGUGGUUCACGCGGUGACACACAUUACUGUACAUAUGCUGCGCUUGAUUCCACGACCGACAAAGCCCCGGGUCAUCCACCUCCCCACCACCACCACCACCACCACCACCAUCAAUCACCUCUACAGGAAGGAUGAUCAUCAUACUGUGCUGAGCUACUCCCACUCGUCCAUCAUCAUCAGUCAUCAACCAUCGACCAUCAACCAUCGACCAUCAACCAUCGACCAUCAACCAUCGACCGUCCUACUCCACGAACCAACACCUGGGCAGCACCUACAACCGCAACACCACAACUUGGCCCUCACACACACUCUUUCUCUCCCUCAUCUCCAUCAUCACCGACCGACCACUCACUCCCUUCACCGAUCCACCAUCGCCCUGGAACAGUGACACCCUCUCACUAUCAAUGAUCUGACGACUCUCAUCGGUCCUCCAUCGUCCACGUCCAACUCGUCUCCGUCACUCGCUUCGACUUCCAGCUCCUCGGCCACUCUCGAGCAAUCGCUGCUUCCCGGUUUGACUUGCUUCCGGAGUCGGUGGUCCUUGCGC